Molecule: messenger RNA, 700 nt
Organism: Drosophila subpulchrella
Lineage: Eukaryota; Metazoa; Arthropoda; Insecta; Diptera; Drosophilidae
Exons: 2
Coding region: 52-651 (199 amino acids)
Source: RefSeq, a predicted model, not a curated record
AGGGUAUAAAAAUCCGAAGUCUGUUCCCAAAUUUGUUGGUCGAAUUAAGUCAUGACGAAGAUGCGGUGCACAUUUAUAUUUUUGCUCUCUGUUUUGAGCCUUACCUGUGCUGCACCUCCAAGGUCACAAAAGGAGAUCCUGUCUCAAUUCUUUCGCUAUGCCGAGACCAUUCGUGGCAUUCAAAUUCACAAUAUGCUGGUCGUCACAGUUAAUUUUGUGCAGCAGAUAGUGGAUAGUGUGCCGGUUGAGGAACGUGGACCGGGAACAUCUGUCCUAGAGAGCUAUAUUAACCGCGGCAAGAACCUCCGUCAGCAUGGCUCUACUGCUGAGAAAUAUGUCUACGUCUACGAUCUACAAGGCGUGUUUGAAGGUCUCAAGGACAGCUUAUCUCAAUCGGCACCCGAGUCAAAAACAAUUGGAAUGAGCCUUAUCGGAUUACUGGGCGUUGCCAGUGAAUUCGCCAAGGAGGAUGAGAAAGUGCAUAAUAAAUUUACGGAAGGUGCCACCCAAAUGAAAACGAAGCUGACUCUGGCAACCAUAGCCCAGGAAAGUGAGGUUUUUAAUGCGAUUAACAAAUACAUAACUUCUAACGAUGUUCAGCAACAUGAAACCCUCAUAGAAGAAGUCCUGAGAUUUAAAAAUAAAUACUAAACGACCGUAAUAAAAUAAAACCAAUUUAAUGCACCUUUUCUUAAUGCAA